AUGGGUGAGAGGCUGAAAGGGAAGGUGAAAAGUUUCAAUAGCUCGGACGGUUACGGGUACAUAACCCCCAAUGACGGAGGGGACGACCUCUUCGUGCUCCAGUCCUCGAUCCGCCUCGCGGCCUUGCGGUUCGCGGACCGCCGGAGUCUGUUGGAGGGCGAGAACGUGGAGUACAAGAUCGAGUCCAGAUCCGACGGCAGUCCCAUGGCCGUCGAUGUCACCGGAGUUGGGGUUGAUACCCCUGAUGAUGGAGGGGAUGACCUGGUCUCGUACCGGUCCAAGAUCCGCGCCAAGGGCUGCUGGAGACUGACUGAGGGCGAGGCCGUGGAGUACAUGAUAGAGUACUCAGACUACACCAACGUCAGCGACAGGGCCGUCGACAUCAACGGGCCGGGAGAGUCCAACGUACAGGAAAGCUGCGUCAGUUCUGGGAUUCCUUGUUAUAAUAGGUUUUGUAUUAACAAUUAUCGGCAUUCCGAGGCAUGGGAAUCGAAAUUUAGGCCCAAGGCACGGGAAUCGGAAUCCUAA
Messenger RNA from Corylus avellana, 528 nucleotides. Lineage: Eukaryota; Viridiplantae; Streptophyta; Magnoliopsida; Fagales; Betulaceae. The record is from RefSeq and is a predicted model, not a curated record.